AUGUCAACUUGGAAAUCUCCGGAUCAGUAUUUUGGACGAAUUACUUUCAAUAAUGCUACUCGCGAAGCAAUAGCAAUAAAGUGUAUAUUCAACAAUAACUUCGUGGGAAGUACGAAUGGUGGCCUUUUAUACGCAGAUAAUCCAAAUUUGAAAAUAAGUUUCGAUUCAUGCGAAUUUAUUGGCUGCCAGACACAACAUACAAAUGGUGGAGUCAUGUACAUAAAUAGUGCUGAUUCCGUAGUUAUGAAAUCUUGUUGUGUAAUACAAGCAAGAGCAAAAACAUCCCAAUUUGCAGCAGUUCAUUCGAACACAUGUAAUAUUACGAAUACUAUCAUUUCUAGAUGUGGAAAUAUCUCUAAUAACUUUGAAGUAAUGACAAUUUUGUCAAAUGUUAACAUUUCAGUCAUUAAUCAUUCAUCAAACGCAGUAACUGAAAUCUCCUUCGCCAGUAUUUACAAAUCAAACUCAUGUAUCAUUAAAAAUUUAGUUUCUAUCAACAAUUCCGUUGAAUCAAAUCCUCAAUUUCUUAUAAGAUCAUCGACCAAUGUUCUUCUUGAUCGCAUAAUUUUCAUAAAUUGCAGGAGUACAUACAAGGAUCCCGGUGUAGCAUGGUUUAUUUACUCAGAAAUUACAAUAUAUAAUUCGAAAUUUGGACGAAAUUUCGCAAAUUCAGUAAAGCUGACAAAUUCUACUUGUUCACUAAUCAAAUGUCAGUUUGAUGAACAGAUUUCGGAAAGUUUCUCGAUUUCAGAUUCGAAUUUUAACACAAGAGUAGAAAUAUCAAUUUCUGAAACAGAUUUGACUUGUAAACUUAUAUUUCCUGUUCAUAAAAUCAACUGGGAAAAGCCACAAUCGAUAGAUUUAUCAAAAUACACAAGAAUCGAAAUUUCUAACUCGAUUUUUGCCAACAUUCAUAGCAAAACACAUGGAGGUGCAGUUUGUGUAGACAAUGUAUAUUCAAAUAUGUUAAUUACUCGUUCAAUUUUCAAAAAUAUUAAUUGUGAAACGAAUGCAGGCGCAAUUUUCAACAUUGCCAAGUAUGGAAAUAGUUCUAUUUAUACAUCAUGCUUUAAUAACGUGUCUGCUUUCAAAUACGGCACAAUGUUUGUAUCAUUAUCAAAUUUCUUCAAAAUUCAGGACGCUGCGUUUGUAGAAAAUACGGCCUACAAAUAUUGUGUCGGUGUUGUUGCAAGUUCUUUAAUUUAUCAAGCUAAUUUCACGAAAAAUUCUGCAACAGAUUCUCCAGGCGUUAAUUCGUAUAAUUACCUAUCCCUAACAUUUGUUUAUUGGUCCAAUUCCACAGGAUCCGGUGAUAUAAACUUUCUUUCUGGCGAUGAAAACAAUAUUAUGAUUUCUCGCAGUUUCUACAUCAACUCGGCUUCAACGGAUAACUGUUCUUUGUUCAGUGCCAAUAAGAAAACAAUCGUUGUUAUUAGUUCAACGUUUUUCAAUUUGAUAAAUUUGACAUUAUUCUCUGGAAAUUCAAUGGUUUCGUUCAACAACUGUACAUUUGAUGUUUUUGACUGCCAGGCAUCAUACAAAGCUACUUUAUUAACAAUAACUGAAUUUCCAAUUAUUUCAUAUGACAGCAAAGAUUAUUGUAUACCUCCGAAAAGGUUAGGACCUCUUGGUAUAUCCCUUAUUGUUAUCAGUGUCGUGAUUGUAAUUGUUGGAAUUGUUAUUGCGAUAUUAUUUGGCAAAAAGAAAAAGAAACGUAAUAAAUUCGUAUUUCAAUACGCUGAUUCUGAAGUGUCUAUCAUUUCCGAAUCAAAUGCUGAUGCUUUGUUACCUUUAUAUCAAAAUUGA
Messenger RNA from Trichomonas vaginalis G3, 1806 nucleotides. RefSeq lists its product as uncharacterized. The coding region runs from base 1 to 1806 and encodes 601 amino acids. The transcript has a single exon. The record is from RefSeq and is a predicted model, not a curated record. Lineage: Eukaryota; Parabasalia; Trichomonadida; Trichomonadidae.